Papilio machaon (common yellow swallowtail) is the source of this 549-nucleotide messenger RNA. Its product is annotated as larval/pupal cuticle protein H1C. The record is from RefSeq and is a predicted model, not a curated record. Lineage: Eukaryota; Metazoa; Arthropoda; Insecta; Lepidoptera; Papilionidae. The transcript has a single exon. The coding region runs from base 1 to 549 and encodes 182 amino acids.
AUGUUCAAGUUCGUAGUACUCUCCGCUCUGGUGUGCGCCGCGGUGGCGGAGCCCGGCGUGUUUCUGGCGCCUAGCACAUACGCUGCAACCAUCCCGGCUCCCGUCACUAGCACCUACGUCCAGCACUCCAGCGCCAUCUAUCCCGCGGCCGUACCAAGCAUCUACUCGGGCCUGUCAUACCCGCACUACAUCAAGAAGCGUGAGGCGCAGUUCUACAACGGCUACUUUGCUAACGGCGCCUACGUCGCGCCCGCAGCCCUAGCGACCCCGUACGCGUCCACCCUGGUAGCGCCCGCUGGACUCGCGGCUACAUACUCGCCCGCCGUGCUGCCUUACGCUGCGCCUGCUCACUUCAUCAAGAAGCGUUCCGCCUCCGCCUCCCCCCAACUGCUCGCCGCGCCCCUCGCCUCCACCUACAUUGCUCCCGCGCCCCUCGCAUCCACCUACGUCGCCUCCACACCUCUCGGUACCACUUACUCCGCGCCCAUCUACUCCAGUGCGGCCUACUAUCCCACCUUCAGCACUGGAUUCCCUUUCAUCAAGAAGUAA